Molecule: messenger RNA, 948 nt
Organism: Triticum turgidum subsp. durum (durum wheat)
Lineage: Eukaryota; Viridiplantae; Streptophyta; Magnoliopsida; Poales; Poaceae
Source: the annotation of a GenBank genome assembly
AUGGCCGGCGCCGCGGGCGACAGGGCGGAAGGUGUGGGCGGUGGCGGGGACGGGCCGCCGUUCGCCGGCGACGCCUUCGCGGAGUACUCGUCGUCGGUGUUCGCGGAGCUCGGUGGAUGGUCGGAUGGCCUUGGCGCGGGCGCCGGGGAGCUGCCGCCGCUGGAUCUGCCGGCGGCGAGCGCGUCCGGGCCGGUCCCGAUGGCGCGGUCGGACGAGAUCAUGCCGGCCGCGUCAGGCGAGCCCGCAGGCGCCGCCUCCUCCUGCUCCAGCGGCGACGGCGCCGCAGCCGCCGCGGAGAACGCCGACAAGCCGCAGGAGGCCGCCGACGCAGCGAGCAUGAAGCCGGCGGCGGCGGCAGGGAAGAAGGGGCAGAAGCGGGCGCGGCAGCAGCGGUUCGCCUUCGUGACCAAGAGCGAAGUUGAUCACCUCGAGGAUGGGUACAGAUGGAGGAAGUAUGGGCAGAAAGCCGUCAAGAACAGCCCUUUCCCAAGGAGCUACUACCGGUGCACCAACAGCAAGUGCACCGUGAAGAAGCGGGUGGAGCGGUCGUCGGAGGACCCCUCCGUGGUGAUCACCACCUACGAGGGCCAGCACUGCCACCACCAGACCUCCUUCCAGCGCGGCGGCAUGCACUUCCACGGCGCCGCCACCGUUGCGCUCGCCGAGCAGAUGUCGUUCGUGUCAACUCAGCAGCUGUACAACCUGCCGCCCCUGCGCCGACAACAGAUGAAUCCUGCAUCGUCGGAGUCCGCCGUUAGCUCCGUGCCGCCGUCUUUGCAGCAGCUCAACGGCGGCGACGAACUGCGAAGGUCAACUAGCUAUAGCCCCACGGCGUCCGCGGUGCAGACACCGUCGUCGUCGUUGGUGCCUCCGGACGUUUCCUUUGACAUGGGACUGCUUGGCGACAUCGUGCCUCCAGGAAAUUAUCUCCCUACUGGCUAUAUCUGA